This is a messenger RNA of Sycon ciliatum, 2909 nucleotides long. RefSeq names its product scavenger receptor cysteine-rich type 1 protein M160-like. The record is from RefSeq and is a predicted model, not a curated record. Gene Ontology annotation, cellular component: membrane. Lineage: Eukaryota; Metazoa; Porifera; Calcarea; Leucosolenida; Sycettidae. Bases 730 to 2010 code for a protein of 426 amino acids. The transcript is spliced from 7 exons.
CCGCACAACGCGUUUCUGGACGAGAAAAAUGCCCAGCCGAACCUCCAAAAAACCCUCUGGAUCCAGGACAGCCGUGAGCCGUACAGGAAACCGAAAUGGCGAAAGAGAAGACGCAAGGCCCGAAUUAGAAAGUCUAUGCAGCCAUUUCUAAGACCCGCUGGCCGCUGUAUCCUAGAUAAAGAACCACGCGAAUCCGGUUUGGCGAUAUUCCUGUUAUUUCGCCGGAAAGUACCUAAUCUCCUUGGACUUUGCUGAAUGAAACGCUGAUUUUAGCUAGCUUGGUCGCCUUUACGGCCUGCGUCCGGCUUUCUCAAUGACCAGCUCAGACUUUACGCCGUUUGACAGCGGUUCAUUGAUUCACAUUGAUUGAGCUUCCCCCAUCACAGUCCACAGGCUGAGGCCCAGACCAGCCUAUUUCUUCGGAAUCGAGGACGCGUAGAAUCUACCACGCUAGCGGAACGUUCACGGAUGUAGAGUGACAGCGAUGUUUCCGUCGUGCCUAGUUUGGGAUCUCCGCGCACACACCGCAUCUACGAUUGUGUGCUACCGUGGAUAGCAAGUCCGGUCCCUUACGAUAGUAUCGUCCCGCUGCUAGUACUAGUACUGUGCCGCCGCAUGCAAUCUGCAGAUCGGAGCGUCGAAGAAAAUCGGCCACGUUCAUGCAGCACAAACUGCGCGCAUCCAAUAAGUCACAAGCGGAAGUACGGCCUGCCGUGAAUACAGUCCAAAAUGACGUGGGCCAGGGCGUGCAUUUCGUACAGAGUUUUGCUCACUGCACUAGGCAUUCUCUUAGUCAGACAAUGUGAAGCAAACGCCAGAGAAGGUUACUUGCGGCUCUCGUCGGCAAACCAGACUUCAAGCGGUACUGGUGAUCGCUCGGUGGGAGUGGCGGUCGGUCGCCUGGAGGUCUUCCACAACGGCCAGUGGGGAACGGUGUGCGAUGACUUCUUCGACUACAACGACGCCCUGGUGGCCUGCCGUCAGUUGGGAUUCGCAGGCGUCAGACAGAUUCUCACCGCUGCUAGUGACCACCGAUGGAUGGGUUCGGGACCCAUCUGGAUGGACGAUCUGCAAUGCUCUGGCAGCGAGGCUAGUCUACAGCAGUGUAUGUCCACCGCGGAUCAGCAAUGGGGAGAUCAGAACUGCGGGCAUGACGAGGACGUGGGGCUCUCCUGCCAAGCCGCCAUGACACGAGAAGGUGAUGUAAGACUGUUGGGAGGUCGUACAGAGAAUUUCGGUUGCGUUCAAAUCUACCACUCGGGCUCAUGGGGUACCAUAUGCUCAUGGGCGUGGAACCAGGCGUCCGCUACAGUGCUCUGCCGUCAGCUGGGCUACAAUGGUGUGAAGGAUUUCAAAGUCGACAAAGCCAAGGCCAUGCCAAUGUUAGUGGAAAACGUGAGUCUGAUCGACAUGGGACGCGUCUGGGUGGAGCAUGUCGACUGCGUUGGCACUGAGGAGGCGCUACGCUUCUGCACGCUGCGCUACGGACAGGCGCAGUGCUCGCACAGUGAUGAUGUCAUUGUCUGGUGUGACACUGGCACUGCAGAGCAGGGAACAGGGACUCCUGCGUGGGUCAUCAUCACUGCUGCCUGCUGUGGAGGAUUUCUGCUUGUACUAUCACUUGCUGUAGUACAGAGGGCGUGCAGACAGAAGAGGGUAUCGACGGUGGCCACAACUACGGUAGUACGGCGUGCAAACCCAGCCCCGCGUGGACGAGCCUCCCCUCACAGUGUCUCAUCCACAACAGCGCUAACCGAGGAGACUGCCGGGCCGGAUAUGCAGCGAGCGGUUACACCCGAUGUGUUUCUCGGCGAUGAUGGGCAGCAUCUCACAUUCCCCGAGACUGGCUACAGAAACAAGGCUUAUGGCAUGACGUACACGAAGAACGCGGACGGAGACAGUUGUGACGGAAGUAGCAGUAAACGUGACAGUAGCUACUCAAAAGACAGUCAACCAAGCGAUACAACCAGUGCCGAGAGCCAGACGAGUAGCUCAGCGCAAUUGGUCUAAAAACAUUCAUCAGACUUUCCAUGCUAACACUAGGGAUCUGCUGAGGAGUUGAAGCAUUGAUACAGUCUUGGUCUAGUCCAUGAAACUUGAGCAGUAUAAUUAUAUUCAGCUAUGAACGAAAGUAAACCCGCGCUCAUGUCAAAGAACAAAGGAGCAAAUGUUUUGUCCCAGAGCGUUUUCUUGUAACAUUCUUCAUUUAACACUAGACAUUUAGAGUUGUUGCGUGGCUUUCGAAAACAUUGAGAUAGGCUCUCAUUUGGAGUGCUAGGGCAAUUUUUAUACCUCUCCUUUUUUUUAGUCUAUGUUGAUGGGGCGACCAACCGAGAGCCCAGCAGAGUAUGCAUCGGUUUGUCAAAUUUAAAAAGCCCUUUACAUUCUUCACUGCUAGCUGCUAUUAAAAUUACUGUGUCCUCGGUGGGUAUUUGGAGAUAUACUGGUAAAUACUGGUACUGGUAAAUACUGGUAUACGCUGUCUCAACAAUGCAUUGCACUCCGAAUAGUAACUCUGCAACCAUGUCAAAAUAACGUGUAUCUGGAGCUGCCGAACAGUUUUGCUCUGCUCCGUGUCUUCGGUAAUGAAUGCACAGUUGAUUCUCUUCAUGCACGUAGCUGACUUAUACGUUGCAUUUACUAGUAUUCGGCAUGGGAUGUAGGCCUGUCAAUCGACUUAGUGAUAAUCAGUGUAAAAUAAAUAGUUAUUGUUUUCAGUACAAGCCGAAUUUGAAGUCGAAGUACAGUUUGAGAAUCAUACCGAAAUAAUUAUUUUGAGUUUAUGUGUGCAUUAUCAUAAAUUAUUUAUAAAACACAUACAUGUAGUCGUGUUCAUGCCUUAUAUGCUAGUAUAACCCAGCCAUGAACAAACGUCACUAUACCUCUGAGUGACUUAAGCUCACCAUGAA